This is a messenger RNA of Acinonyx jubatus (cheetah), 1675 nucleotides long. RefSeq names its product ras-related protein Rap-2c-like. The transcript has a single exon. Gene Ontology annotation, biological process: negative regulation of cell migration; Rap protein signal transduction. The record is from RefSeq and is a predicted model, not a curated record. Gene Ontology annotation, cellular component: plasma membrane. Bases 450 to 1052 code for a protein of 200 amino acids. Lineage: Eukaryota; Metazoa; Chordata; Mammalia; Carnivora; Felidae. Gene Ontology annotation, molecular function: GDP binding; GTP binding; GTPase activity.
CAGCUCGUCGUCAGGUGGGGAAUGGGAGGGAGGCCGAGCAGGGCCUAGAAGCCUGGGGACCCGCCGUGAGCAAGGUCGAAGGGGGGGCGGGGGGAGGGGAAGGAGAGGUUUGGGACGUGGAGCUGGUGGGUAGGGCGGCGCCGGAUCGCCCCGGGCCGGAGGCGGGCCAGACAGUGGGGUAGGGAGCGGGGCGAGAGGCGCGCGGGGCCCGGACUCCCGGGACCCCCGUCUGGCCUGGGGGAGUUCUUCUCCGCAGGGUCGCAGCCGGCCUCCGCGCGCCCGCCCCCCGGGCCCCUUCCUCGCCUCCGCGUCCCGCCCCGGCCCCCGCCCCGCCCCUCCCCUCCCGCCCCUCCUCUCCCCUCCUUCCCUGCCCCCUCUCCCCGCCCCCGCCUCCGCGCGCCAUUCCUCGCCGUCCUCCGGCCGUGCGCCCCGCCAGCCGCGUCUCGGCCAUGGCAGGCCUGGGGCCGCGACCCGCCAAGGGCUACCGGGUGGUGCUGCUCGGGAGCGUGGCCGUGGGCAAGACGGCGCUGGCCACGCAGUUCGCCUGCGGCAGCUUCCCGGAGCAGUGCGAGCCGUCGGUGGAGGAGCUCUUCAGCAAGGUGAUCGAGGUGAACGCGGCGCCCGCCCUGCUGGAGAUCGUGGACACCGUGGGCGCCGAGCACCUGGUCACCCUCAAGGACCUGUACAUCAAGAACAGCGACGGCUUCGUGGUGCUCUACAGCGUGUGCAGCGAGGCCUCGUUCGAGGCGGUGCGGCCGCUGCGGGAGCGCAUGGGCCGGCUGCGGGGGCCCAAGGCCGUGCCGCUCGUGCUCGUGGGCACCAAGGCCGACCUGGACGCCGAGCGCCAGGUGCUGACGGCACGGGGCCGCGCGCUGGCCCGCGAGUGGCGGUGCCCGUUCCUGGAGGUCACGGCCAAGAGCAAACUGAUGGUGGACCAGGUGUUCACGCAGGUGGUGCGCGAGGUGGAGGCCCUGGCCCCGCCCGAGGAGCGGGCCCCGGCCCUCCCCACCCAUGCCCAGGACACGUGGCCCUCGGAAAGAUUCAUUGGCUGAGGCGCAAAGGUGACUUUUUAGUGUGUUCGGCGCGUUUCUGAUUUCUGAAGCUCAGUCCUCCUUCCCUGCCUUUUUAAAGAAAGUUUUCCGGCCCAAGACAAGUGAUGAUGGCUUCUGUGUCCGAACUCAAACCAGCGCUUUGGACUGUUGGCCUGAAAACUUGGCCACUUUGUUUACGUCUUACAGGGCUCUAGAAAACCCAAAAUUCGUAUUGUUUUCCUGGAUGGAGACUCCCAGCCUUUUCUUCACAUGGGAUUUGUUACAGGAUUCUCUUUUUUCCCCCUUUUGAUAAUGAAUGCCUUCGAAUGCACCAGACCUUUGAAAUUGAUUGAGGAACAUGAACUGAAGACUUCAAGCCUUGGAUUCUGUGAGGUUUUCAUGUGUUUCCCUCUCAUCCGCAGCCUUGCAUUGCAGCAGUAAUAUUUUCCUCUCUGUGUAUUUCUAAAUAUAGGUAUGACAUACACAGCGUUGGUUUGAAAGGGAUAUUGUAUACCCUGGGAGGGGAGCACGGAACUGCUCACACACAGCUCAGCCUGCCUUCCGCUCUGUAAUUGACAUCUAGUCGAUGUUGAAUCUGCACAGCGAGUGAAAAUGAAGCGAUUUUAAAAGGUGAUAGUUCUAAA